Messenger RNA from Lepus europaeus (European hare), 4809 nucleotides. RefSeq names its product corin, serine peptidase (gene CORIN). Lineage: Eukaryota; Metazoa; Chordata; Mammalia; Lagomorpha; Leporidae. The transcript is spliced from 22 exons. Gene Ontology annotation, molecular function: protein binding; serine-type endopeptidase activity. Gene Ontology annotation, biological process: acrosome reaction; regulation of blood pressure; peptide hormone processing. Gene Ontology annotation, cellular component: membrane. The record is from RefSeq and is a predicted model, not a curated record. Bases 1 to 3330 code for a protein of 1109 amino acids.
AUGGGCAGGGUUUCCUUCAGCGUUCGAGUCGGCUCGGUGCGGAGAGCCCGCUGUACGUGUCAGGGGCGAUGCCACCUCUCGUGCAGAGUGCCUCUCCCGCCGGGCGCCGUCCACGCGCCGAGCGGAGCGGGCUGCGCGCGGGCGCCCUCGGGGGCUGCAGGUGCAGCCGUCGGAAGCGGCCCCCCGGGGAUCCACGGCUUCCUCUCCGCGCCAGCGGCGCACGCGGCCGGCAGCUGGAAGGAGCGCGCCGGCGCCUCGCCCGCCCCAGACGUAAGCCUCGCUGAUGACAAUAACAUGGGUGAUGGUUGUUCCCAGAAACUGGCGACUGCUAAUCUUCUCCGCUUCCUCCUGCUCGUCCUGAUUCCGUGUAUCUGUGCUUUCAUUGUCCUGCUGGUGACCCUGCUUUCUUUCGUUGGAACAUUAAAAAAGGCCUAUUUUAAGUCAAAUGGGAGUGAACCUGUGGUCACGGACGGUGAAGUCCAAGUGCCUGAUAUUAUUCUUACAAACACAACUUAUAACCAGAGCGUGUUGGCAUCUACUGCACCUCCCAACCCACACACUACAGCCUGGACUGCAGAAGUUGCUGUCUCGGAGAACCAAAGUCACAGGAAUACAAGUGCCUGCAUCAGCAUCCCCCACAGCCAGUGUCAGAUGCUGCCCUACCAUACCACGCCUGUCUUCUCAAUCAUCAAAAACGUGCAGAUGGAGAAGUUCCUCAAGUUCUUCACGUACCUCCAUCGCCUCAGUUGCUACCAACAUAUCAUGUUAUUUGGCUGUAGCGUCGCCUUCCCCGAGUGCAUCGUUGAUGGUGAUGACAGUCGUGGCCUCCUGCCCUGUAGAUCUUUUUGUGAGGCUGCAAAAGAAGGCUGUGAAUCCAUCCUGGGGAUGGUGAACUCCUCCUGGCCCGAUUUUCUGAAAUGCUCGCAGUUUAGAAACCAAACUGAAAGCAGCAAUGCCAGCAGGAUUUGCUUCUCACCGCAGCAGGAAAAUGUGAAGCAACUGCUCUGCGGAGGGGGCGAGAGCUUUCUGUGUGCCAGUGGACUCUGUGUCCCCAGGAAACUGCAGUGCAAUGGCUACAACGACUGUGAUGACUGGAGCGAUGAGGCGCAUUGCAACUGCAGCGAGGACCAGUUUCACUGCCACACAGGCAAGUGCCUUAAUCACAGCCUUGUGUGUGAUGGAUAUGAUGACUGUGGGGACCUGAGUGAUGAGCAAAACUGUGAUUGCCACCCCACGAAAGAGCAUCGCUGUGGGGAUGGGCGCUGCAUUGCGGUUGAGUGGGUCUGUGAUGGUGACCAUGACUGCGUGGACAAGUCUGAUGAGGCCAAUUGCUCCUGUCACAGCCAGGGUCUGGUGGAAUGCAGCAGUGGACAGUGCAUCCCCAGCAGUUUCCAGUGUGAUGGAGACGAGGACUGUAAGGAUGGGAGUGACGAGGAGAACUGCAGUUACAGUCAGCCUCCAUGUCAAGAAGGAGACGAAGGAUGCCUCUACAAUCCCUGCCUUGAUUCAUGUGGUGGGAGCGCACUCUGUGACCUGAACACCAAUUUGAAUAACUGUAGUCAAUGUGAACCAAUCACGCUGGAACUCUGCAUGAAUUUGCCCUACAAUCAAACAAAUCUUCCAAAUUACCUUGGCCACAGGACCCAGAAGGAAGCAUCGAUCAGCUGGGAGUCCUCUCUCUUCCCUGCGCUUGUUCAAACCAAUUGCUACAAAUACCUCAUGUUCUUUGCUUGCACAAUUUUGGUACCCAAGUGUGAUGAGAAUUCAGGCCAACGUAUCCCCCCUUGCAGAACGCUGUGUGAGCACUCCAAGGAACGUUGCGAGUCUGCUCUUCUCAUCGUAGGCCUGCAGUGGCCUGAAGACACAGACUGCAGUCAGUUUCCAGAGGAAAAUUCAGACAAUCAGACCUGCCUAAUGGCCGAUCAAGAUGUGGAAGAAUGUUCCCCCAGUCACUUCAAAUGCCGCUCGGGACGGUGUGUUCUGGCUUCCAGGAGAUGUGAUGGCCAGGCUGACUGUGACGACGACAGUGAUGAAGAAAACUGUGGUUGUAAAGAAAGAGACCUGUGGGAGUGUCCAUCCGAUAAACAGUGUUUGAAGCACACAUUGGUCUGUGAUGGGUUCCCAGACUGUCCUGAUAAUAUGGAUGAAAAAAACUGCUCAUUUUGUCAAGCCGAUGAACUGGAAUGCGCAAACCACGAGUGUGUGGCACGCGACCGGUGGUGUGACGGGGAAGCCCACUGCGCGGACAGUUCCGAUGAAUGGGAUUGCGUGACCCUGUCUAAAAAUGUGAACUCCUCUUCGGUGCUGACUGUUCACAGAUCUGCUACAGAACACCACGUGUGCGCAGACGGCUGGCAGGAGACGUUGAGUCAGCUGGCUUGCAAGCAGAUGGGUUUAGGUGACCCAUCUGUGACCCAGUGGAUACAGGACCAGGACAAAGGCCAGCACUGGCUGACAUUACACUCCAAUUGGGAGAGCCUCAAUGGAACCACUUUGCAUGGACUGCUGGUGAAUGGGCAGUCCUGCCAGAGUGGAAGUAAGAUUUCUCUUCUGUGUACUAAACAAGACUGUGGGCGCCGCCCUGCUGCCCGGAUGAACAAGAGGAUCCUGGGAGGUCGGACAAGUCGCCCUGGAAGAUGGCCGUGGCAGUGCUCUCUCCAGAGUGAACCUAGUGGACACAUUUGUGGCUGUGUUCUCAUUGCCAAAAAGUGGGUUCUCACAGUGGCUCACUGCUUUGAGGGGAGAGAAAAUGCUGCCCUUUGGAAAGUGGUGCUCGGCCUCAACAAUCUGGACCACCCAUCGGUGUUCAUGCAGACACGCUUCGUGCAGUCCAUCAUCGUGCACCCUCGCUACAGCCGUGCAGUGGUGGACUACGACAUCAGCAUCGUGGAGCUCAGCGAAGACAUCAAUGAGACCAGCUACGUGCGUCCUGUCUGCUUACCCAGCCCCGAGCAGUCGUUGGAACCUGAUACAUACUGCUACAUCACAGGCUGGGGCCACAUGGGCACCAAAAUGCCUUUUAAGCUGCAAGAGGGAGAGGUGCGCAUUAUUUCUCUGGAACAGUGUCAGUCCUACUUUGACAUGAAGACCAUCACCACCCGGAUGAUAUGUGCUGGCUACGAGUCCGGCACAGUUGACUCCUGCAUGGGUGACAGCGGCGGGCCCCUGGUUUGCGAGCAGCCUGGAGGACGGUGGACAUUGUUUGGUUUAACUUCUUGGGGCUCCGUCUGCUUUUCCAAGGUUCUGGGACCUGGAGUUUAUAGCAACGUGUCCUACUUUGCCAAAUGGAUUGAAAGAGAAAUCUAUACCCAGACCUUUCUCCUAAGCUAAUUCCAAGGAUGAUCAGAGGCUAGUACCAGAAACACUCAAAAGGAAAUGACCUUGUGGAUAACGAGCUUCCUGCAAGAGCGCUGGCCAGAAGCACUUCUCCUGGACGGGGAUGCUCAGACGCAUACUACAAACGUUCCUCUGCGUCUUGGAUUCAUUUUAAUCAGCUUCUUUUCAAAGUUUAAGAAAACAAGGCAAAGUGCUUUUUAUUUUUUUGUCAGGCCUAACCUUAACUAGAGCAUAAAAUUAAGUCUGGGGAGAUUUAAAAAUAAGGCAGGUGCUAAGAGAGCAGGUCACAGAAAGUUCCUUCAUAGACUAUCACAAAGAAGAUGUUGCCAUCCAGGCUAAUCUCUAUCAAUUCUUGUAUCUCACAUACACAGUAAGUAGCUUAGGCGAAAUUUUCAGUAUUAACAUGGGAUGCUUGCUUUUGACUUAUUAAAAGCGAAGAUGAUUUACAUGCUUAAAUUAUUUACUAUUACUCUUCUGAAGUUUGCAUAAUCCUGGGAUAUAUGACAGAGGUAGAAGACCAAAAGCAUCCACUUAGGUAGCUAAAAUAGCAAGAAAUGUGGAAUGUCAUGUUUCUCAGACAUCAAAAUUAAUACUUGAUAUAAUAGAAUGGUUAAUUCUGGAUUUAAAUCAAAGUUUUGAUUUUAUAGCAAAUUCUAUAGAGAACUUUCCUCAUAUCUGGUGUUUGUUCAAUUGCUUAAUUAUAUUGUAUUAGUUGACUGAGAUUUCAACAAAUAGGUGAAUAUUUCAUGGAAAAUAUGUUUGCCCAUAUGACAAUGAAGUGGUGAUUAAAUUUUGCCAAAGGAGAACUUGCUGUAGACUGGAAAGAUGCAAUAUUUUAAAAAGAAGUUAAAUAUGAAAAUUUAGUUUUUCUAUGUCCAUCCUUAGAAAUAGUCACAGGAAUAUUUCAAAACCUAGUAAAAUUUUGCAACUUUCCCCAAAGAUGUCUAACAUGUUGCCAUUUCUUUUCUAACAAUUAAAACAUGACUUUAAAGAUGCUUUUAUGCACUAAGCCACUUUACACAAAUCAACUUCUGAAGCAACUGGUGGCUACUUUUUUCCACUUAAAAGCUUCAACACACAAAUUUCACAUAUAAUUAACCAGGCAUACAUUUUGCAAUACCCUAAUGCCUUUUGAAUAAGUAGGAUCCCCUGCUAGCCCCACCAGCAACCUGGGCUGCCUUGACAUCCCAAAGAGAGACUGCCUGCAAUUUUAUAUACAUAUUUUUAUACUCUUUUCUAUGUGUUCACAUAUUUGAAGCUCAAAGUUGUCUUGACACUUACCAUGUUGUUCAUUUCCUGUCCUAGAGUUUGUGUAAACCUAAUAAGUAUGAAAUCUUCCAAUUGAAUUGCUUUCACAAAUAUAUGUAAGUUCAAGAACAUACAUCAGUCUUGUUACAGAUGUAGGUGUGUACUUACUGGCACAACUUUUAGCCUUGCUCAACUUGCAAAUAAAGUGGUAUAAAUCUCAGGAAA